GGCUGUUGUAAGAAAGUUCUUGAUCUGACACUCUUUUGCUGUCCCCUCCCUUCUUUGUUCUCUUCCUUCUUUCUCUGAUUACAUCCAAAAACAACACCCAGCUGCCAGAGGUCAAUGUUUAAUAUUGCUGUGUGUUUAUAUAGUCCCCGGGAGCAGCGCUGGGCCUUUCAGCACCGGGCCAGCUCCACCAUGGCUCCCUGCUGGCAGGUGGUUCUUGCCUUCAGGAAAUACCUGGUCAUCAUCCUGGUGCCCCUUCUCUUCUUACCACUGCCUUUGGCUGUUCCUACCAAGGAGGCCCAGUGUGGUUAUGUUAUCAUCCUGAUGGCACUGCUGUGGUGCACGGAAGCUUUGCCGUUGGCUGUCACAGCACUCCUUCCUGUCCUGCUCUUCCCAAUGAUGAAUAUCAUGGAUUCGACAGCAGUCUGCAGGGAGUAUCUGAAGGACACCAAUAUGCUUUUUAUUGGGGGACUGCUGAUGGCCAUUGCUAUAGAGAACUGGAACCUACACAAGCGCGUUGCUCUGCGGGUCUUGCUCAUCACUGGUGUCAGACCAGCCCUACUUCUGAUGGGUUUCAUGCUCGUGACUGCAUUCCUGUCCAUGUGGAUCAGCAAUACAGCCACCACUGCCAUGAUGGUGCCCAUAGCACAGGCGGUUCUGGAUCAGCUGCACCAGUCAGAAGUGGAAUCUGCAGCAGCCAACCAAGUGCUUGAGAACGACAACAAGGCCUUUGAACUGCAAGAAGAGCCAACGAAAUCAAACAGCUUCAAAGAAACGGAGGAAAAAGGUAAUAACCAUGUUCUGGCAGCUGAGGAAGGCAAAGAGAGAAAUGAACACCCUAUAGACGAGAAGCACAAGAAACUCUGCAAGGGAAUGUCUCUCUCCAUUUGUUACGCAGCCAGUAUUGGAGGGAUUGCAACUCUGACUGGGACAACACCAAAUCUGGUGCUGAAGGGACAAGUUGACGAGAUCUUUCCCAACAAUGACAACGUCAUCAACUUUGCCUCUUGGUUCUCUUUUGCUUUUCCCACCAUGGUUGUGUUGCUGAUUUUGGCCUGGAUUUGGCUGCAAAUUCUGUACUUGGGCUUUAAUUUUCAGAAGAAUUUUGGUUGUGUGAGAGAUCCCUCAGCAAAGACCAAGGAGAAACAGGCCUAUCAAAUUAUCAAGGAUGAGAACAAGAAAUUGGGUUCCAUGAAAUUUGCAGAGAUUGCAGUUCUGGUCCUCUUCACCCUACUGGUACUGCUCUGGUUUACAAGAGACCCUGGUUUCAUACCAGGCUGGGCAACAGUUCUCUUCAACAAAAAUGGUACAAGCUUUGUCUCUGAUGCUACAGUUGCCAUCUUCAUUUCACUUCUGCUGUUCGUCAUCCCUUCCGAAUUUGCUAUCAAGAAGCAGACAGGCAGCAAGACAAAGAUCCGAGCGCCUCCAGCUCUCCUGAACUGGAAAGUAGUUCACGAGAAAAUGCCAUGGAACAUCGUGUUCCUGCUGGGAGGUGGCUUUGCCUUGGCCAAAGGCAGUGAGGAAUCCGGUCUGUCCGGAUGGUUGGGUACCAAACUGACUCCUCUGGAGCAUAUCCCUCAUCCAGCCAUUGCGUUCCUGUUGUGUCUCCUUAUUGCUACUUUCACUGAGUGUGCCAGCAACGUGGCCACCACCACCCUCUUUCUCCCUAUCCUGGCUUCAAUGGCUCAAUCUAUCUGCCUCAAUCCACUCUAUGUCAUGCUGCCCUGUACACUUUCGGCAUCGUUGGCAUUCAUGCUCCCAGUGGCCACCCCCCCUAACGCCAUUGUCUUCUCAUACGGACACCUCAAGGUUAUAGACAUGGCCAAAGCUGGAUUUGUACUCAACAUCCUGGGCGUUCUGACAAUAAAUCUGGCCAUCAACACCUGGGCUUCAUCCUUGUUCAAGCUGAAUACCUACCCAUCUUGGGCAAACUCAACGAAUUGCUAG
Molecule: messenger RNA, 1944 nt
Organism: Phasianus colchicus (ring-necked pheasant)
Lineage: Eukaryota; Metazoa; Chordata; Aves; Galliformes; Phasianidae
Gene: SLC13A2
Product: solute carrier family 13 member 2
Biological process (GO): succinate transmembrane transport; cellular response to lithium ion; alpha-ketoglutarate transport
Cellular component (GO): plasma membrane
Molecular function (GO): succinate transmembrane transporter activity; sodium:dicarboxylate symporter activity; fumarate transmembrane transporter activity
Source: RefSeq, a predicted model, not a curated record